AUAUGUUGCUGAAAAAAGUUUCGGUUACAUCGGGUCGUGAGCGUCUGGCGUCGAGUAAAUGAAAAAUAAGUUCAGCUGACCUUAGGAAGAUCUAUCGGAAAGAGUAAGUCGGAGGCGCAAUCGGUCGUUUUUGUUGAGCGGACUGUUGAAAAAUGCAUCGUCUCGGCUUGUCGUUUUGUGAUGCGAGAAACAUCUUCUUCGUCGAGAUGUAUGGAAUGGUCGGCAAGAACAAGAGGGACCGAAUAAAACGCUAGAUAUUUAUAGAAGUCCACCCGUCGACUUCAACUAGGAUUUGUACAAGUAGAACUUGCCGCUAAGCACAUUUCCAAAACCCCUGUCUGAAAACGUUUCAGCACUUUUUUCUAUUUCUUUGCGCAAUCAAUUUCAACACCUUCAUGAUCAUCAUGUUCUAGGCACGGAGGAUAGCAACUACAAGUAACGGCUACGGAGGGCGGUCAAGUGGUGUUACAGUGGAUCUUUUGGUCAGGAAGAGUUCUUGAAUGGGUUAGUCAAAAAGCAUGUUUUCAUGCUGUUGGGCUUGGGCGUUACAGCUACCAGAACGCCCUGAGCUAUCCGAACGCGGUCUCCGAUUCGUACUUUGAUCUCGUGAAAACGACAGAGGAGCUCGCAAUCGACCGGCACAUUUUAUAGGGUACCGAACUGCAGGUGCAGCUCCGACCUGCAUACCAGGUGCGUGUCCGCGUCGAGUAGCUGCAGUCCGUUGCAAUAUCGGAAAGCUGCCGACGACAUCAACUACACCAGUGCAGAUAUUUUUUACCUUGAAAGAGAGGACCGUAGAUAAUGGAGAGCGCCAUCGCAUCGCCUCGAGCCGCUGUCUGUCUCGAUCAGCUUCUUAAUAAUACAGCAGAGGUGUCUACUUCCGCGACGCCUCCAGCAGUGAGAUAGACAUUCGUGUCCACUGCUGUUCUAUUCAUUCUUGGAGACAUUUGAUUUGGAAAAUAUUGAGGCCAACAAGAGGUCCUGGUCAAAAUGCCGACGUCAGGACCAGUGAUGACUAUGCUUAACGCCACCCAGCCGGGCGGGCCGCGGGUUACCAAGACGAAGUCGCAGCUGAAGCGUGAAGAACGUGUGAGCAUCUUUGGUCUGGAUUGCGUUGAUUCGGUUCUCAUUUCCGGUUGGCAGAUAGGCAAGGAAGUCCACAAGACGAUAACGAUACGAAACGUCUCUUUGGUAUUUCGAAGCUUUUAGUUCGUUGUAGUUUCUAAUGUUAGGGUUUCCAUAACUGUAUCGUGUUAAUAUGAUUACGUAAGCAUAAUUUUUUACGCAAAGAGCUUCUUCUUGUUCUUAACAAACACCUUGCAAAUUAUGCACCAACAAUUCAGACGACGCAAAAGUUGAACUAUGACCUGCCCAAAAGCGAAGCUUUCCAGCUGGAAUACCCGAAGGGCUGGGCCCUAGCACCGGGAACGACUGUCACGAUAAAGCUUGUUUUUCGUCCGCUCGUGUACGAGCCUCAUCUCGACUAUGUUACCGUACGAACGCCGACAGGUUAACUCACUUUUUUGAAUAAUUACGUUCUAGUCAGGAGGUCGAGCUCGAAGGCGAAGCUCAAGGUGAACAUGAAGGCAAACAUGAAGUUUGACGCGUUUUUGAAAAAUUGUUUCGUGCUCUCUGUAAAACUGAGAAUCUUUAUUUCAGGUUGAAAAAGUAGGUGUACAACAAUCUACUUCUGCAACCACGCACCACAGGUCAGUUUUCGAUUUUGUUGAAAGCUGUCGUGACGGAGUUGGCCUUAUCGAUACCGCCUUUCGUGGACUUCGGAUAUGGGCCCGUUCAGGAAACCGUUGUUAUCCCCGUGCCCAUGCACAACACGGGAUCCCUACCCGUCAGAUACGAAUGGGGAUUCGGCGAGCCCUUCGUAGUGGCGCCAUUCUCCUCAGAUACAGGAAGUGCGCCUGCAGAAGGUGUGCUCAACGUGGGAGAGAGCCGCGACAUUGAGAUCGAAUUCAGGCCCAAGGAAGCGAAAACCUACGAAGCGAUUCUGAGGGUUAAGGUGCUUACAGACCACAGCGGGGGGAUGCCCAGGACAGAAGAAGCGGAACGAGAAAUGAAAUUCUACGAACUCAGGGUAGUGGAAUACACUCAACUGUUGAGAAACGCAAACGUGCUGCUUUUUAAAGUCGUGCAAUGUUGGACGAAGUACAAGAUCUAGCUUUAAUGCCCUACCCCGAUCGUGAUCUUCACGUGUUACUUUAAUAUCGCUUCUUGAUUCCACAGAGCUCUUGUCCUCUUCCCAACUACUUCUACAACAAGUUGUUCAUUACUACAACAGGUCAUCGGUGCAGGUAAGGUGCCUCACUUGAUUCCGGUGGGAACGGAUAAACUGGAGUUGGGCCCAAUUUUGCCAACCCAAAACGCGACGGUCAAGUUUAGGGUGCAGAACGUAUCGCUUGUGCGUGCGAACGCAAUUUUGAGGCCACUCCAGGAUGAAAUUCCUCCCUUGGCUCCCUGCGCUAUUCAAUACUUCCCUGAGAGGGUGAUAAUAGAACCGGGGCAGCGAGGAGAGGUAGAGUUCAGAUACGCAAGCAAUAUCGUGGGCGAAACAUGUGCACGCGAGUACUAUUUGUUGAAUCUAUUUGAUAAUAUGUUGACUUGCACGUCCUACUAGGUAUGCCAGAUUCCACGUGGUUAGUUACGACGUGAUUUGUUUUCAUCUUUCUCUUGACUGACACACAUGAAAGGCUUACUUGAAAUUAUCGAUCAUUAUAUACCUUUUGAACUCACGAAUCAAUCCAACUCAGUUUCGAGCUAGUGUCGCCUGGCGGCGCACCUCUGCGAGUAUCAGUGAAAGGCAGUUGCGUCGCCCCGGAGGUAGAGAUGAGCACAAGCUAUGUCAACUUUGGAGAAUUGGACUGCUCUCAGGAUCCUGCACGCGUGUAUGACCGUGCCAUGCAGAGGCACAAGGGGAAGUUGCACGAUCCGGGGAUGAAAGUGUUGCGAAUUGACAACAAGUCGCCGCUGAAGGUACACUACCAUUUCUGCAAUGUGGAUCAAUUGUAUUCGGUUUUUGCGCUAGAUAAGCCAAGUGGCACACUGGCGCCGCAUGGCUACGUGUUGAUCACCAUCAAUUUUUCGCCGAUGGCCCCGAUAAACUAUUACAAGCGGCUUUACUGCGUCUUCAAAAACGGGCCUCUGCUUAUGACAUGUAGAAAUUGUGUGCAAGAACGAUUUUAUCCCGCCCUGCCUUCGUUGAAAAAUAAUAUCCGCAGCGCUGUAUUUUUCUUUGAGAUAUUAUCGCUUAUGACUCUUGCUGAUUUUUCGGUCGCGUGUUGUGGAGUAGAAGAUCCAUAAUUUCUGCAGCUAGUCAACUUCUAGUUCCACCACUUCCUCUUCUAAUAUCUGAGCUCUGCCCUUGGACUUGCUGGGCACCGGGUACACAGACGAGCAGCGGCCAGCCGUGUUGCAGCAGGACGACGUUCUGCAGUGGCACCAGGUGCGAUUAUUAGGGUAUCCAGAAUACGAUUCACGACCUAGCUCACCAAGUCACUCGGAGCAUGAGAUGUCACCAUUUGCGUCGUCAGGGACAAAAGCGGGAGCCACCACACCUUUUUCUCGAGGGACACCUGGCAAGGAAGAGGAGGACGGCGAGCACGGGUCCCCAGUUCGCAGUGUCUCACCCAAAAAGACAUACCACAACUUCCUAGACAGGGUCUUCCCGCGAACACUAAAAAAGGCGGAGCUCAGCAGCAUGCAGACGUUCCUUGAGUUAUGUCGGUACACAUAGUUGAAGUUGAUAAACUGACUAAGUCUGUGACCAUCUUCUUCUUCAUAAUCUGAUAAUUGCUACGGCGAUCUCCUGUUGCUUUCUUCAUUUUUCUAAUGCCAUCUUUGCUUGAUAAAGUAGCUGGCUCUAAUUAGCUGCGUGUAUCCGCCGAAGGACAUGUCAUUGACCCCAUCAGAGUUGGACUUUUUUGGCGCAGCGGGAGUGCGGACAGUGACGCUGACAAACAACACAAACCAGAAGGUAAAAGUAACAAACGCUUUUGAAGAUCACAAAAGAACAAAAGUUGGUAUACAACUAGUUGUAUGAAUAUUUUUGAGACAUCGUCGGGCAUCAAGGGGCUUCUCUGGAACGAAAAUGAUGAUCGUUGUUGAUCUCGUUGCAGGAACAACGACAACCGAAGUCAGACCUAAUCUUAGACCUUGAUAAUUAUUCGCAAUGCAACAGCAACUCCAAAAAUAAGCUGUCACUCGAAAGGUAAUCGCGUGCUGGAUGAAUCUCAACGAAACUCGUUUGCCGUCAAAUCUAGCGAAGUUUGGGGAAGCGGACUUUCAGACUUUCACCGUGUAUCCGAACAACGUCGACAUCCCUGCGCAAGGAGAGAUGGAAUUUACCGUGACGUAUCGCCCGAGCAAAGAGAUGACGUUUGACGGUCAAGUCUUAGAAUGUUACGUGUUUCCAAAACGCAACCGCAGUUUUCACCUGGUCAAUAAGAAGAAAUUUACGCCACCAACCUGCCUCAAUCUGGUGUGUCAAGGACACACGAUGGGUUUCCACAGAGACGACUGCCAAGUCGAGAUCACCGAUAGCAGCCACGUAGUCCGGAUGCAGCCGUGCGCAUUGAUGCAACGUACAACGAUUUUUUGUUUUCCAAUUCCUUUCCACCCUAUCGUUGUCCAAAACGAACAAGUCCGUUUCUCCUUCUGGGUUCGCUUAUCUCUACAUACCUGUUCCAUCUUUAUAUGUGCCUCAAGAUGUUGUGAAGGUGGAGGAUAAAAUGCAGAUGCAGAUUCUGUUCUUCUUUUACAGGUAGUUAUCACGUAUUUUUGAUAAAAAACCUGGGCGAUACGAAAAUGGUGUACCGCAUAUUGCCUGCCAUGGGCGAAAAAGUUGUAGGCGAAGACGUCCCGUUCAGCUGCUUUCCACGACGUGGCUGCAUAUAUCCACACUCUUUUCACGCGAUAGUGAUUGAGUUCGCGCCGACCAAGGCAGACAAUGGCACUGCCUUUGAGGCGAAGAUUCCCAUCAUCAUCAACUACGAAGAAAGCAAUUACCGAUACGUGCGGGUGCAUGCACGAUGCUGGCAGACGAAGUUGGAGUUGAAGAAUCUGAUAACGUUUCCACUGACAUGUCAGGGAAACAAUAGCGAUCUCCAGUUGGCGGUCCGGAACGAGGCUGAAGUCGGGGCACACUACGAAAUUAAGAUACCGACGAGAUAUCGGCAGAUUUUCCACGUUGAGGAGUCGGAGGGUGUCGUCGGGCCGGGGGAGAAGAGCGCUAUCAAGUUCCGAUUCACGCCAGACGCACCAGGCCUUUUUUCGACUUCGAUCAAUGUGCAGGCCCAGGAGAUCCGUGAUGCUGACGACGAUAGGCGAAUUUUCGCUAUCCAAGAUCGCGAAUACUUCGGACCUCUCCCAAUCGAAGACGUAGCAGCAAUAGCUGACUUCAAUGGUGGUAGCCAUCCGGGUGGCCGAAAGACGUAUGCGAUACAACUGGUCGGUCACGGUCAACAACCAGUACUAUUUUUUUGAGUUUUUUUUCAGGUCAAAUGCAAAUUGGCUGAGCUGGAGCAGGUUUGAGAACAAAACGAUAGGGUUGAUUGACUUUUUCGGCCACCACUCCGUCCAGGCACUCUCGCUGGAGGCAAAUAUGAUAGAUCUGGGGCCUCUCACGGCAGGGCGUGGGGACGCGACGAAGUCGCAAAUCAGAGUCUUCAACAGUAGCAACCAGGAGGUGCACUUCCGACUCGAAGUUGAGUUUGAGUUUGAGAAAUUGGAAAUGGAUAGAAGUCCCCUGCGAAAGAGCAUCGAACAGAUGCGGUCGCCCAAAGGCUCAGUGCGGGAUGGACGAAGGUAUCUCCUUCACGCUUUUAUCUGCCAAUCACUGUAAUGUGAUUUAAAAACCUUCUGAUCGACCGGAUCAUGAUCUUCAUUUUUUCUACGUGAAGUUUAUAACAGUAGUAAAGGGUACUGGUACGAGUGUGACUGAGCUGUCUUCACAUGAUGCGUUUGGGAGCUACGCUUACAAUCAAAACGAUCGUUAACCUCAAUCCAGUACGCCUCUCUCAUCGCCGCGGCGAACUGACCGAUAUACUUAUCCGCCAUCCCCGCAACCGCCAAAAGACCCGAAGGAAGACAACGAGGAUGAUCCUCGACUCUUCAAAAACAGCUUAGUUUUCGAAAUCAACGAGGGAUCUGUUGGACCUCGAGGUUUUCUCGACCUCAGAUUCACCGUAAGUCUCAGGAGGCGCGGCAUACACCAGUGGACUGUCAAAGUUGUUCCGGUACUACGAGUAUACGAGAGCAUUAUCAGUGUUGGCGGUGCUGCAUCAGCAUGACUUAAUCUUGUUCUAUCACUCGUCUGAAUCAAGCAGAUUUGACUCCGCAAUCACUAAUCUUCUGUAUUCACAACCAGGUCGCGUUUCACCAUCCACUAGGCAGUGAAGUAGCCCCGAGUGAAUUUACCGUAAGAGCGGACGCGCAGUCACCCUUGGUGCAAAUUUCUGACGUGCGGCAGGAAAGUCCAGUGCCACAGCCUGUUUCUAUGUUGUGGACCUAUUGCCAGGUACUAACAACUCAUAGGACGAGAAAAACGCUGCGUUCUAUGUGCGGCUCUCUGGAUGGACUGGCAUCCAGUACAUCUUGUGCAAUAAAUCAGAAAACAGAAAACUUCUAGCUACGUUGUUCUUGUUAGCUUGUGUUUGUGCCAUGUCCAUGCGCUAAUUGAUACAAAAAUGGGGUCCUUUCUAAUUCUACUUCAUAUUUUUUAUCAUUUCAUGAAAAUCACGAGGACGAUCAGAAAAAUAUUCCUUUGUACCAUGCAUAGGUCGACGACUUCAAUAUGGGUCAGAGGAUGCGUCCAUCACACGUUGAUCGGAAGUUCCAGAGUGCGCUUGGAUUUGAUGCUAGGCGAGUUUUGCUGCCACAGUUAGGGAGCUACCAACUCAAUUUCGGAACCGCCCCAUAUGGAAACGCACCCACAGUCGUUUACCUCGUAUUGCAUGUUAAGACGUACUGCAAGAUGUGAAGACUUAUUGCAAGUGAGAGUGAGUAGAUGAAGAUAGCCGGCUCAUCUACACGAACAUGUACUUGUUGGAUUGCAUCUUCGGUUUGAUUGAUCAGGAUUGCGGUUCGGUGCAUGCAUUUCGAUAUCAAAAAGUCCCGCAAAAGAAGGAAAAAAAGCUCACACCUUGUAACUAUCACAGGUGCUCACCAAUCCCACCGACGUCCCAGUGGAUUUCGACUUGCACACACCAGGCGACUUGCAGCUUCAGGACGUUCCUCUUUGGCACGACGAAAUUCCGCCAUGGCAUAGGGGCACGAGCCAAGGCGGGGUACUAACUUGCUUCUUGUUCAUGCUUUGAUGCUUAUUUGAAUGUUUUGAUCGGUGUCGGGGGCAGGAAGAAACACUAAAAUAGUGAUGGGAAUGCAACGCAUCCGGGACUUUGUUCUCGAGCGAAUAGUUUCUACUUGGUACUUUCCUUCAGAGCAAGAGCGCCGACGAGCCUAGUGUUGAGGAGCAGCGACUUGCGAUGGCUGAGCACCACUACGAAUGGGUGGAGAACCACAAAGUUCUAGAUGUUUACCCGAAAGCAGCGCGUAUAGAGCCCGGUGAGUUUCAGUUCGUGCGUUUCAUGUAUCAGCAUUUCUCAGUUGGAACUCACAUUCUACCCUUUGUUUUAACGGUCACGAAGGGCAAGUCGAUGGUUUUCUACUGCAAAGCAAACACCUUGCCGCCAAAUAUCGGCCGUCUUUCGGUACGGGCGAACGCAAUCACCCUGCGGCCAGUCCCAAUCGGCUACGAGCGGGGUCCUCUGCAGGUGAUCGAGCUGAGUAACUGCGGAUCAGCGCCUGCCUGCUGGAGUCUGAAUGCGGAGUCCCUAGACGAGCUCAAGUUAUGAUCUUGUAUAACUGCAAAUUUUUUGCCUCGCAUUCAUCUAGAUCUUAGAAUCUGUAGUUCGACCACGUAGCCGCACCAGGCUUCAAAUAUCCAGACCAGCGAAGAUGUUGUACUGGAGAGCAAACCUGAAACAAAUGGAAAUAGUCAGUCUUCUAAGCAUCGAAGAAAACUACGGGUUUCCGUUGUUGCAGAUAAGCCCGAUGCACGGCGAGCUAGCGCCAAGGAGUCGCAUCUUCCUCCAUUGCUAUUUCACGCCUAUAGAAGCGAAAGCGGUGGAGUGUUCGGUGAAGAUCGACCUAACAUUAGGUGACGGAACAGUCGUGGAGACUCUAGAUUUCGAGCUUCGUAUGUCAGGUUUCGACCCAAAGCGCGGACAACCACCCACAGAAUACCUGACGCCGCCAUUUGGACCGACUCUUCCGCUUCAAACCUACGCACCAUUGCCGAACUAUGGCGCAGCCUUGUCGUGCGAAGCAGUAGACUUCGGCGUCGUGCCACUCGAUUCCGUCAAUACAAAGGUACUUAAUGAAGGCAGCACAGCGGGUGCAGACCAUUUUUUUUCGAUGACCUAUGUUCAUCUUUAUGUAAGUUGAGACUUCUGAAAUUGAACUCAUCAAACAAAACUUCGAUGAUCUCGAUAUGAUCGAAAGUAGCAACCAAGAUGAGUCCUGUCAACAUCUCCUCAGGUAGUAGCUCUCGUGAACUAUUCCAAGGAUAGCGUGCUGAAUUUCCAGUGGAAUACCGCAUCCCUGUUUCGAAAUGCGGAGGAGUUUAGCAUCACCCCGGAGUCCGGCACUCUCUACCCAGGAACGCACCAGAUGAUUCUCUUCAGGCUACACUGCGUUGAAGGUACAGUAAUCCUCCGUGUAUGAUUAUUGUAUAUAAUAUCGAGAUACAGUCUCAGUCUCGCCUAGAAUAAUUCUUGAUUAUAGAUGAGCUCCAUCAGCAGCACCUGAUAACCUCUACACACGUUCGGUCUUCACAAUUUUCUAAAACACUUUACUGAAGGUCCUUUGGAGCUAGUCGGUGAUUUGGAGUGCAGGAUUUCGUGGGAGCUGAUGCAUCCACCAGCGCCGCCUGGUCCGGAUCCGUGGGAAAAAGAGGUAACCGAAGAGGAGGUUUUUGCCGCUCAUACUGACACUAUCCAUGAAGCUACUUACGACCCUAGGAACUUCGCGAAUAGGCAUGUUUCAGUGGUGAACCGGCUCACGGUGGCGCGCUUUCGGGCGCUGAUGUCGACAGCCGCGGGACAGAAGUACCUGAAUCGCUCUCUAGAUCGAACGGCGCUGCUGUCGAGCCACAUAUCAAACCUUACGCCAAGGCGAGCUUACAAAAAGCUGGAGCGCGAGUUCAUGCGAACACGAGAACAGGAAAUGAAAACCGACGACCUAGACAGAGAGAACCUCGGAUUUAGCCAAGUCCUUUCCGAGUCUUUCAAUAGCCAAGGAGGUAAUUCUACUGAAAUUGAAUCUCUCACGCAAUUCAUGUGUGGGUCCAAAUGAUUUUUGAAUUUGGGGCUUCAGCCCAUUUGCAUUCGAGAAGCAAUAGCUUCCUACUCUCACUCGGUCGGAACUAGAACAAAUAAACGCACAGCUUGAUCACAAUCACAACAUUCAUCCAGGUGCAAACCUCUCAGCGAUGAACGGUGGGCAGUCAGAGUCAUUAGCGAGCUUUCCCUUGUUUGUCCGCCUAUCCGUAGCCUGCCGCGCCGAGGAAUCUAGUCAAUAUGCGGUUGCACUGUCGCGGGAGAAGCACAUUGUGAAGGGCGGAGAUUCUCCUCCAAAAGCUUCUUCAAAGAUCCAAUCGGAAGUCUCUCAUCAACCAAGUGGGGGCGCUAGCCUUGGCGCGACGUCGAGUAUGGUUAUAUCGCAACCAAGUGAGACUAGAACGGGAAUCAUGCAGCAUGGCGGAAGCAAGAGUAGCACGUCGCCAUCGGGAGGCGCAGCAAAUGCAAAUUUCGAACUAGUACACAGCAAUAUUGUCCAGGGCAUGCGUGUCUUCCUCGAAGGCGAAGGCUUCAGGGAGAUGCUCGCACAGCAACUGUCGCAGCCGGCACCGAAUUUCGCCCAACUCGACGCCACGAGCGCGGCGCAACUCCGUCUACUCGAGGGCUUACCGGAGUUGCGGCCUAAGCAACGAACAGACGAAGUGGCACCAAUUGGGGGAGUCGUCGCAGGCAGCAGCAGUGCGACUUCGUCUUCGGUCAAAAAGAAGAAGAUGGCGCCGAGUGCGUUCCGGAGUGCAUUCCUCAUGGACUUCGCACAUGAUAGGGAUAUAUUCACGAAUAUUGAGGAUGAAGUGGACAUUCCAGGUCCAGCAGCAGCAUCGGCUGCGGCUGAUGAAGUUGUUGUAGAUGAAAACACAAGGGGCGCGAGCACUUCUGCAGUUGGUGUAGAGGCGAACACAAAAUUAUUGUCAGCUUCUUCAGCAGCAGGAGCAGAAGGAGAGCCGCCAGACCCGGUACUCGCAGCAGAGCAGUAUUGGGAUGAGACCAUGCGCAUGUAUGGCCAUUUGCGUCUUGAGAACUUCUUUCAGAACUGCGCGAGUCACGUGCUAGAACACACAGUGCUGAAAAUCACAGACGAGACGAUCAGUGGCCGCUUCAACUGGGCGAAACUUCACCUAGGCGAUGCGGAUGAACUAGGAAAGUCGACAUCACAGAACAAAGAGGACACGAUUGCGUGACUCUUGGGAAUCUAGAUGUCGUGCUUGUGGGUCUUCUGUUGAACAGUGUAUAACACAGAGCAGUACUAGCUGUCCUGAUUAUAUAUAAAAAUGAAUCGAUCGUCUACGCUUAUUCCCAUUUAGUAAUCUCUCUUCAAGAACGACGACCUUAUUUACAAACCGAGAGAUGAUGAUGAACCUAAGCAGCAGCGGAUGAACGCUAGCAAUUUUCUUACAGAACACAAGAGAUACUUCCUAACUAACUCAAAUAUGCACGUCGAAAAACAACAUCUAUUAUAGACACUUUUUUGAUUUUUUUCUACUUUGUCGGCUCAGAUCUUAUGGAUAUACAGUUAGACACAGAACUGGAAGUUGUGGUUACGGUUAGUUGUUGGAGGAUAUUCCAGUUCGCGACUGCUCACUGAACACGAAGAGGAAUGCACCUGCUCCUGCAGCACAAUGAUUGUUGCCAUCUGAAUAUCAUCAACCCACUCGAUGCGAGGAGCGGCGAGGAGCCCUCUUUCGUCGUGAAAGGUACAUCACAAAGAAGAAGUCCUCUGCCCCGUGUGAGCAUAACUUCCGUUAACUUCUCAAAUCGCAGCUGGCGAGUUGCAUUGCCUUUCAUGCAACAUAACACUACGCGAUAAUAUACAUGUUGACAAUCGACAUAGAUUCUAAAUAAUGCUUCACUGGUUAAUAAUCUAUGGGGAUUCAUUCCAUCUUCUGAUUUUUCUUGGCACACCGAUCCUAAUCAGAUUAUGUAUAAGGCUAAAUGUUACUAAUGUCCCUCGGGUCUCAUCAACGCCGACUUUACCGAAGGCCCAUCUGGGCGUAACGACUUGCAAAAACAAUAACGAGUAUGAUUGAGGAACGCAACAAUUACAAUAACAAACUAGUUUCUUUUUCCAAGACUCACUACUUACAUCAAAACAAGAGAUUGAGAUUGCAGAUGAUGAGAUUGAGAAGUUUAUCGAUAUCCAGCACUAGAGGACGGACACGCUCGUCCAUUGGGAACUUGCAGAACCCAGCGCGAAGAAGAAAAAUGAUCGUUUUUACAGAAAUUAUAUCAGCAUGAGGAGUAACCAUUAAAGACCAAGACAGGGUUAACCGAUUGACGGAAAAGCGCGCUGACGUGUUAUA
Messenger RNA from Amoebophrya sp. A25, 11665 nucleotides. NCBI's taxonomy places the organism in Eukaryota, Dinophyceae, Syndiniales, Amoebophryaceae. The record is from the annotation of a GenBank genome assembly.